Molecule: messenger RNA, 2325 nt
Organism: Acanthosepion pharaonis
Lineage: Eukaryota; Metazoa; Mollusca; Cephalopoda; Sepiida; Sepiidae
Source: the annotation of a GenBank genome assembly
AUGUUUUAUUUUCCUUCUUUUCUCUUAAUUCAUUCUUUCCUUUCCUUCCCUCUUUUUUCCUUUCCCUCUUUCUUUCAUUUCCGUUCUUCUUCCCUUUCUCUCUUUCUUUUCCCAGCUUUCCUUUCCUACCUCUUUUCCUUUCCUUCAUUUCUUUUUCCUCCUUCGUUUCUUUUCCCUCCUCUCUUUCCCCCUUCUUUCUUUUCUCUCCUUUCUGUUUCUUCCUUCUUUCCUUUCCUUCCUCCUUUCCUUCCCCACCUUCUUUCAUUUCCGUCCUUUUUCCCUUUCUCUCUUUCUUUCCCACCUUUUCUUAUCUACCUUUUUUCCUUUCCCUCCUUUCUUUUUCUUCCUUCUUUCCUUUCCCUCCUCUCUUUUUCCCUUCUUUCUUUUCUCACCUAUUCGUUUUCUCCUUCUUUCCUUUCCCUCCUUCUUUCCUUUCCCUCCUUCUUUCCUUCCACCUUCUUUCAUUUCCGUCCUUCUUCCAUUUCUCUCUUUCUUUCCCCACCUUUCCUUCCCUACCUUUUCCUUUCUCCUUUUCCUUUCCUCCUUUCUUUUUCCUCCUUCUUUCCUUUCCCCCCGCCUUUCUUUUGCCCCUUCUUUCUUUUCUCUCCUUUCCGUUUCCUCCUUCUUUCAUUUCCCUCCUCGUUCCUUCCCCCUUCUUUCAUUUCCGUCCUUUUUCCCUUUCCCUCUUUCUUUUCCCACCUUUCCUUUCCUACCUCUUUUCCUUUCCCUCCUUUCUUUUUAUUCCAUGUUUCCUUUCUCUCCUCUCUUUUUCCCUUCUUUCUUUUCUCACCUAUUCGUUUUCUCCUUCUUUCCUUUCCCUCCUUCUUUCCUUUCCCUCCUUCUUUCCUUCCACCUUCUUUCAUUUCCGUCCUUCUUCCAUUUCUCUCUUUCUUUCCCACCUUUCCUUCCCUACCUUUCCUUUCUCCCUUUUUCCUUUCACUCCUUUCUUUUUCCUCCUUCUUUCCUUUCCCGCCUUUCUUUUGCCCCUUCUUUCUUUUCUCUCCUUUCCGUUUCCUCCUUCUUCCCUUUCCCUCCUUUUUUUCCUUUCCCUCUUUCUUUCAUUUCCGUCCUUCUUUCCUUUCUCUCUUUAUUUUCCCAGCUUUCCUUUCGUACCUUUUUUCCUUUCCCUCCUUUCUUUUUCCUCCUUUCUUUUCCCUCCUAUGUCUUUUCCCCCUUCUUUCUUUUUCCUCCUUUCCGUUUCCUCCUUCUUUCCUUUUCCUCCUCCUUUCCUUCCCCUUUCUUUCAUUUCCGUCCUUCUUCCCUUUCUCUCCUUUCCGUUUCCUCCUCCUUUCCCUUCUUCCCUCUCCCUUCCUUCAUUUCCCUCCUUCUUUCCUUUCCCUCCUCUCUUACCCCCUUCUUUCUUUUCUCUCCUUUCCGUUUCCCCCUUCUUUCCUUCAUCCUUCUUUCAUUUCCCUCCUUUCCUUUCUCUCCUUUCCGUUUCCUCCUCCUUUCCCUUCUUUCCUCCCCCUUCCUUCAUUUCCAUCCUUCUUUCUUUUCUCUUCUUUUUUCCUUUCUUCUUUUUUUUCGCGCUUCUAUUCCAUCGGAUUUUCAUCCAUUCAGUUGUUUUUUUUUACUUUACAUGAUUUUGAGACCUAUUUUUUUCCUGAUCACUUCCUUCCUUUGUUUUCUCUUUUUACGAAAAUAAUACCCUCUUUAUUCUUACCAUUGUUCUCUCUCCUUUUCUUUUUAACUUCUUUUGUUCUUUCUUUCCUGAAAGCUGAUGACACCAAGAUGUCACCAACAAAGAGCAGAAAACCAGCAAGCAAACAAGAAGACGCUAUACCAUCCUUAAAGCAACUUUCUAUCUAUCUAUCUAUCUAUCUAUCUAUCUAUCUAUCUAUCUAUCUAUCUAUCUAUCAGAUUUCUAUUCAUAUCUAUCUAUCUAUCUAUCUAUCUAUCUAUCUAUCUAUCUAUCUAUCUCAGACUUCUAUUCAUAUCUAUCUAUCUAUCUAUCUAUCUAUCUAUCUAUCUAUCAGAUUGUACAUAAAAUAUUUAUCUAUCCCAGUCUAUUCACAUCUAUCUAUCUAUCUAUCUAUCUAUCUAUCUAUCUAUCUAUCUAUCAGAUUGUACAUAAAAUAUUUAUCUAUCCCAGUCUAUUCAUAUCUAUCUAUCUAUCUAUCUAUCUAUCUAUCUAUCUAUCUAUCUAUCUACUUCUUCUUUCGCACACUUACCCAUCCGAAUAUCUUCUACUCGACCUUUGCCCUGGAUGCCGUAGUUCCCUCCUUCCCUAGUCUGUCGGACAACCCUUUACAUCGCCAUCUACCACCGACCUCACCCAAGGGUCACAACAGUGUCAGUCGAGACGGGGUUCUCUUCAGAUAUUGA